AUGGAGACGCUCAAGAAAAGCUUCAGUACCACGACAAGGAACCUCAGCGAAGAAGAAGAACGUCAUUAUAAAUGUGAGAACAUGCGUGAGAAAGCACUGAGCAAAUGCUCGCGCGUAACGUUUUUGGUUGAUGCAAUGGAGAAAUUGGGCUGCAAAAUGGAGACGGGAUUCUUCUCUAGUGUCGAUUGUGAGGAUAAAAUCAAUGGAGGGUUCCAUCUGGACGACGAGGGCAAGCCUGGGGUGGUGCUGUGUCAGAACCACAUCCCGGACCAGGAAUGGAUGGACCGCACUAUGGCACACGAGCUGAUCCACGCAUUCGAUCAUUGUCGCAACAAGAUCGACUGGAACAAGUGUGAGCACCACGCUUGUAGUGAGGUCCGAGCAGCAGCGUUAAGUGGUGAUUGCAAUUGGAAGUACGAGCUCUUUCGCAAGAAUUACAACAUCAACAAGCAGCAUCAGCUUUGCACGCGGAGACGAGCAAAAUUGUCCAUUGAGCAGAACGAAGCGUGCAACGGCAAGGCGGACGAAUGCAUCGACAAAGUGUUUGACUCUUGCUACCGUGAUUGGUCUCCAUUCCGUGAGAUCCCCUAG
This is a messenger RNA of Peronospora farinosa, 591 nucleotides long. The record is from the annotation of a GenBank genome assembly. Lineage: Eukaryota; Oomycota; Peronosporomycetes; Peronosporales; Peronosporaceae.